AUGACUUGGUCAGCAUCAAAUCUGCACAUAGGAAGAAGCAUCCACGGACUGGACGGAACGGAUAGCUUUCGCCAGCUCAACGUCAUCCAACUAUCAAGAUUCAGAGAUAUCGAUCCCGCAAUUGGAACAACAUUACCCUCUAUAAAUGCAUCCACAGCUUCGACGGAUGCGUUCACUCUGUGCCUAGAGACCAUUUUCAUCAGCUCCUCGUCGACAUCGAAUCCCCUCAAUGGCAAACACCUUCGCACUAUCUGGAGACGUUGGAGUGGAAAUCCCAAAGGAUUGACGGGGCCGCUUAAAGGAGGUGUCAUUCUCGAAACCCUGUCACAACGCUGGAAUUUCACGUAUGAAAUGGUCACGGUGAGUGAAAAUGUGCUGGAGCCACCACCAAACGGAAGAGGACUUUACAAUUACCUGUGGGAAAACCAAUGCGAUUUUUUGGUUCACGAAGUGACGCUGACACCUCGGCGCCUUAAGAUGUCCGACUAUACAUUGCCUUGGGCAUACGACCAAUUUGCAUUCAUCAUUCCCAUCGCUGACGAAUCAGCAAACAUCAACGCCGUCGUCAAACCAUUUCAAUGGCCGGUUUGGCUGGGACUUGGCAUAUCGAUCGUUUGCGUUAUUGCGGUUUUGACUUUAAUGCUACGCUACUUGGACUAUCAAUCCAAAUUAUUUACGAUAGGAAACAAACCACGUGAAGACGGUGACAUUUCGGUUAACCCGCAAAAUAGUCGCCGUGACGUAAACGUAGCCAGUAAAGAGUAUUUGUACGUUUUCGGGAAUUUGCUAUCACAAGGCGGCACCUGUACAUCGAAACGGUUACCAUUUCGAACAGUCGCUGGCGUGUGGACCCUGGCCGCUUUCAUCUUUGUCCAGGCCUACACGUCGACUCUCUUCACUUAUGUCGUGACGCCAAUCCAUCAGCCGCUAAUCAAUUCUGUUUACGACAUUGCCGACAGAACUGAUAUCAAUUUACUUGUCAGAGAAGCGGGAUUCAUCAAUACGUUACUUUUGACUGCCAAUGAGACGGGUCUGUACACGAAAUUACGAGACAGGCUGAAUUCCUUCGAUAAAUCUGUUUGCCCAGUUGUGUCCGAAUGCAUUCGAUUGGUUACACCAGGAUCAAGAAACGUUUACGCCGAUGCCAAAAGUUACCUCAAGGACGUAAUCAGGACAGAAUUCAAAAAGACUGGAAAAUGCAACUUGCAACUGGCGAAAGAAGGAUUCUUGAAUAUCGCAGCAUCGUUUGCCUUGCCGAAAAACAGCCCCUACACCCAAACUAUAACCCAAGGGAUAUUGGAAAUGCAACAAAUUGGUCUAAUCGACCAUUGGGACUCGUGGUUCCGCCCAAUGCCUCCUCAAUGUACCGGAAAACCGCAAAUUGAAAACAAAGCAACGGGAAACAAACUAACGCGUCUUAACAUGAAAAAUUUGACUGGCGCAUUCAUUGUCCUUUUAGUUGGAUUAAGUCUUUCCCUGUUGGCUUUUCUUUGUGAGAUAAUUAUUUCAAAUUUAGGCAAACGCCGUCGUACGCAGUUGCAAGUAGAAUCGAGUACAGUCAUCAACGUUACCGAACAUCAGGAACCUACAAUAAUCCUACUAAACUAAUGGGUUUUAGAAUUACUGCCAGUAAAAAAAAAAAACUGAUUUACAGAAGAAAAUGCUUGUGCUUAUUUUAAUUUCUAUUUCUCGUUGGAAGCAGCGUUGUUUAAACUUGCACUUCUCCUGUAACGGUGUUGCACAUGCUUCUUUCGGCUACUAGUGGGUUUAAGAAAUAGUAAUACGUUUUAAUUUCGAUCCAAAACUGGUGUCGGGUACAUAUUAAAUUGUUUCAAUCAAAAUUGGCCAACGAAGAGGAGGUGCUAAAGUUGUGAGAUACACAAUCGGGCCUGAUCUGCAGUCGUUUCUACAAAUGAGUUAUUUUAAACCCUGGCUGAGUCAACUUAAACAGCAAGAGAAAACGGUCAACCGCCUAGCUGAGGAAUAAUCGUACUCCGAACUGCGUCACGAUUUAUAACAACGUCACCUAAUAGUAAAAAAGGAAGAA
Messenger RNA from Daphnia pulex (common water flea), 2047 nucleotides. Its product is annotated as ionotropic receptor 93a-like. The transcript is spliced from 12 exons. Gene Ontology annotation, molecular function: ligand-gated monoatomic ion channel activity. Gene Ontology annotation, cellular component: membrane. The record is from RefSeq and is a predicted model, not a curated record. Lineage: Eukaryota; Metazoa; Arthropoda; Branchiopoda; Diplostraca; Daphniidae. The coding region runs from base 1 to 1608 and encodes 535 amino acids.